Molecule: messenger RNA, 12592 nt
Organism: Bacillus rossius redtenbacheri
Lineage: Eukaryota; Metazoa; Arthropoda; Insecta; Phasmatodea; Bacillidae
Exons: 9
Coding region: 349-1362 (337 amino acids)
Molecular function (GO): protein binding
Source: RefSeq, a predicted model, not a curated record
UAUGAAGUAAUGUAUUGGCAAACGGCAACACGUUAAAAAGGAUAAAAUAAUGAUGUUUUGUCCCUUUAAAGUUAAAUCUUUACAUGGAAUUGAUUUGCAUACGCUCUGUUAGAAAUAUCAAUUGUUGAUGAAAUUGCUGUGAAGUCAUGUAUGAGUUGUCUGUCUUUGUCAAAUUAAUUGGGUGACGAGUCUAUUUUGCCACAAAACUUAUGGGGCCAUGUCGCGGCCUGCUCGGGGGGCAGUGACGGGGGAUGCGCGCCCGGGAGUAGACGAGGCCUCGCCGCUAGUGCCCGCUUGCCGGUAGCCGGCUGUGUGUAGCGGUCGCGUGGGAGGCUGCGGUCCGCCACGAUGCAGCAGGAGGGGAAGCCGGUGUUCCUCAAGUUCCACCAGGGCAGCGUGCGCGGAGUGGCCUUCAGUCCUCGGGAUCGCCACCUGUUCUGCUCCGGGGCGUACGAUGGCAAGGUGAACCUGUACUCGGCGCUGCGCGUUGAGAUGCUGAUGUGCUACCAGAUCGCCAACCUGACCACCGCCAAGAACAUCAGCGGUGUCCGCUUCACCUCCGAUGGAUCCCGGAUCCUGGCCACGUCGUCUGCUCGCCGCCUCACGGUGGUGGACGUGGAGCGGGGAGAGCAGCUCCUGGCGUACGACAACUGUGCGUACGGGGGCAAGGACCGCACGGGGCUGGCCACGGACCCGCUCUGCCCCAACAUGGCCGUGUCGGUGGCCUCCAACGGCAAGGGGCUCACCCUCAUCGACCUGCGCAUGCCGCUGCCGCUCGACUUUGUCUACGACCUCCACAACGCGGUGAUCCGCGACCUGGCCUUCCUGCACCCCUCGUGGCCCUGGGUGCGCAGCCAGCAGAGCACGCUGCUCACCGCCGCCUGCGACGGCAUGUGCAAGGUGUCCACGCUGGACGGCCGCGUGCUGCACGUCUUCCAGGCCGGCCACCCCGUCAACUCCGUCUGCCCCACGCCCGAGCCCUACAACUCUGCCGCCGAGGACGGCUUCUACAGCGUGAUCAUGAGCGGGGGACAGGCGGUGUCGGCCUACAUCCCGGAGACGGGCGGCAUCCAGGACCACCUCAAGGAGAACUGCGACAUGCAGGUCUGGAAGCUCAGAUACACGUCCAACGGCAGCCAGCUGUACACGGUGUGCGACGGAGGGGCGGUGCGCAGGUACCGGCGGUACCCCAGCCACCACGAGUACCUGGGCGAGGUGUUCCGCCACAAGGGGGACAUUCAGGACCUGGACAUCUCGCUCUACGACGAGUACAUCAUCACCGCGUCCCGGGACCGCUCGGUGGGCCUGCUGCGCCUCGGAGCCCCCAACCACGGCUGGACCGACUACUGCGAGCUGACCUGAUAGUGAGAGUACCGACGGUGCGGAGCGGACCACUGGAUCAGUAGUGCACGCAUCACGAUAGCAGCAUCAGUUCUUAAGACGUAGGUUCCGCCUGUGACACUAGUUCUAGUGCCGUAGACUCGGUGUCUGUACCUAGCGUGUCUCGCUGGCGAACAGUCAAGUGGAUACAGUGUGCGUGUUGGCGGACUUGCGCGGCUCGGAGGAGCUGCCGGCAGCAUAACUGUACCAGAGCGGCCAGGAGUUCAUUUCAGUUACCUUACAUGUGCGACGUGAUAACUCGUCGGCGUCCUUCUCAACAUUACAGAUCACAGGAAGUGCAUACUCGGAAUCCAGUUCAGGAAUUGAAAUGUUUUAUCUAUGUAAUGGUGUGUAUUUGAGAUUUUGUUAGAAAAGGUUGUCUGAAUUACUUAUGCUGUUCUGCUCACAUGUAGGACUGAUAUUAGAAUGCUUUUUGUUGUUUUUCUCAGGACCGUAAUGAACUACGGAAGAAGCUGUUUCAGAAUAUUGCUUGAUAACUGUAACAGCUCCUUUAGAAAAGUGUUAAAACCAGUCAAUUGUCAUGUGUCUUGGACUGUCUGGUUUUUGGGUUGUAGAUUUUCUCAUGGUUUAAAUAUCCUUCUUUUUGGGUGUUGCAAAAGUGCCCACUGCUUCACGUCUGGUGCAGAAGAGAAGGUUCCGGGGUAACAGUCUGUAAAUGCAUAUUUUUGACAUUUCACUAGGACUUAAGUUUUGCUUAAACAACUCGUGAAGUUAGAAGAAUAAAGUCAAGCGUUUAUUUUCUUAAGUUUGUGAGAUUGUUGUUGCAGUGACUGGCGUACUGUAGUCACGAGUGGUGGUUUGUUUCGUAAACUGGGUUUGAACUAAAAUGAAGGCUGUUCCGAUCCGAUAUUUCUCUGUUGCGUUUGCGUCACUGCAGCCCAUCCUCUCUGCCGGAGACCUGAAGUGUUAGUUUUAGGAAGAGCUUAAAUCUUUUAUAUUACAGUAUUAACGGCUGCAAACACAAGGUAGAACUUAAAUUGUUUCAGAUUGAUUGCUCUUUUUGUAAGUGUGCAUUUUGCUGUAUCUUGCUCCGCACAAGCAUGGGACGUCCUGAGUGCCUGCGACAGAGGUGACGUGAUUGGUCGUGUCUGAUGCUGGCUACAGCUCGCCGCAUGAGCGUCACAUUUCGUACUUCGCAUUAUGUUGUCUGUGAGUAAUACAUAGUGUCCAGUUGUACCGUUUUAUUUUUUUAAUGAAGGCUGGUCUUCCCUUGAGCUAUUUUAAAUUAUUAUUACUAAUGCUACCAAUAUUACUACUGAUAAUUAUAAUUAUGGCUCAAUCAUUAUAUUGUUGGAUAGCAAUGAUUAAAUUACAAUGAAAUAUUGUAGAAUUAAGUUGUGAUGUAAUUUAUCUCUGAAAAAGAAGUCAUGAAAACAGGAAUGCAAGCAGUUGUAUGUUGCAUAGCUGUAGCCAUUUAUUUCAUUUCGGAAUGUGUGCAUUUGAAGAUGAUGGUAUUUACAAAGUACUACUAUGUUUAAUGUUGGUUAUAAAUUUUUUUUGUCAUGCACAGAAUUUUUUCUAUUAAUAUUAUUUAAUAAAAAUAGCUUCGGAUCGUAAAUUUAAGUAACAUUCCGUCUCAUAGUACAAGGUAGUUUAACCAAUAUGAUUAUUUAUGAAUUCUUUGUAUAGAUUUUGCUUUUCAUUAAAUGUAAUUUUUUGAAAACUUGUGAUUGGCAGGUAAUAUAUCACAGUUGGUCUAUUGUUUUGUUUUAUUCUACACAUCUUUUUAAAUGUUUAAAGAAUGAUUGAUUCGUGAAACUAAAAGUUAUUAAUCUUGUUCCAAUUUGGGGUUAUUUUUUUCCUUCCUUUAUAUAUUAUAUCAGAAUUGGCAUUUUAUUUGUUAAAUUCAGUGUAUUAACUUUAAAAAAAUCUCCCAUAAGUUAUCAGUUUAUUUUUGUGACUACGAGUCAGUCAAACAGUAUUUCUGUAUUCAAAUAAAUUGGUGGGGAAGCAGCUUUGAAUAAGACACUUACAUUAUUUAGUGAGGAUGUGUUUUGCAUAAUGUACUGCAUGUAAUAAAUUAAUUUGUUUGCUUCAGAUAUCAAAAAUUUUAUCAUUAGUUACUAACACUUUGUAUUGGUUAUGCUUGUAUGUUAUGUGUUACUUCAUCCAGUAAUACGAGUAUUGAAAGUAGGGGGGGAGGGUAUCAUUAAAUUUUUUUUUUCGGUGUUGUUAAUGUGAAAAUUCUGUAGUAUGUAAAAAUCAGAUUUAGCUUGUGAAUGUGAUCUGAUAAACCUCUCAAAGGUGUCUGGAUUUAAUAAAAUGAAGAAUAUUUAUUUAGAAUUUUUUGCGAUGCUGUAGACCAGCAUAUUAAUUUUCAGUUAAGUGUGCGGUAGAAUACUUAGGCUCGUAAGACAAGGAGGGAGGAAAUGAGUUAUUGCUUGUUGUAGUUGAUGCCGCAGGAGUUCACGCCUGUCUCUCUCUCCCGGUCGAUCGAGAGCGAAUGCUUGUUCGAGCCCUCUUGUCCACGUGGCAGUCACUGUGUGAGGAGCACUUUCCCCUCGCACAAGGAACUCAAGUGAGACACUGUCGGGUGCAGUCGCUCAUGCGGGCUUGUGGAGCGUCCAUACCUUUGUUGUCAUCUGGUGUGGCGCUGGCAACACUCUAAGUCGCGGUCGGGGAGAGAUGCUCGGUUUGAGGUUUGUCGGACUGCAGUGCUGUGAACCAAAGCGCUUGCAGCAGUCUUCUUGGACCCUCGAAAAAGAAAACACGAGACGCGUUCCACGAAGCCGAUGCUGUGUUUCUUUUGAAAAUAAUACUUUAUCAAGUUGUUUGAGGGGUUGUUUAGUUUUUAAUGAUCCUGAGAAUGUGAUUUUUCAGUUUUUUUGUACAAACAAAGAGUGGGUUGGUUGGCCUUCAGUCGCGAAGGGAGCCCGGGGUGGUAACGGGGGACGCUCCCUCCCGCAGGCUGAUUCGGACGUCACCAUGCAUGGAGCUGUUUUAAAAGUUCCCGCACACAGCCUGCAAAUCACUUUUGUCACGGUGAGUUAGCGUCGAUGACUGCUCUUGUUUGGUAGCUUUGAAAAUAUCCCUAUGUUUAUUGAUUUUUAAAUCAUUACAUAAUAGCUAUAUGUUGUCAAAAGCAUUUUAUUGUGUGAUUAUCAAAUUUGACAGGUUUUCACCAUUAAUUUCUUUGCGUAGCAUUUUCCUUUCCAGAAAAAAAAAAAAAUCCCUGUAUCGCUGGGAUGCAAGCGGAGGAUUGGUCACACAGGCGUGGUUAGAAUUCUGAAAGUAGACAAUAUUGAGCAUGUUAAUGCUCCGAGCCAGGGUCUCCAGACUACCAGUCCGACCGGACGUGCCAGGGUCUCCAGACUACCAGUCCGACCGGACGUGCCAGGGUCUCGCGAGUGUCGGCGCGGUGAGCUGGUACUCGGCGCGGCCUUGAGGCUGCUCUGAGCCGAGGCAACACGGAGCAAGGUUGUAAUGCUGUUUUGUAACGGAAAAGGUUUCAAAACUAUGGUUUAGAAAAGGCUUUCACGACACUGUUCUGUAAACGGUUGUAGGAGGCCGGCAUUAGUUUCUGAAACUCGGACAAGUUGGGUGACAAGUUUUCCCGAUGUCGCCUGGCAAGCCGUGUCGGUCCGCGCAGAAGGAUGUGGCGGCAGUGCGCAUGGUUUGUGUCAGUGUGUCUUGUUGUGAUAGCAUAGAGCUUUCUCCUCGUAGAGGCGUUGUGAUAGUUGGCUUGAUCCAGCUAGUGGUGUACGCAGUGCUGCCAACUGUAUCUUCAUAAUCACCAUAGCGUAGUAGACAUGCAGUAUAAAAAGCACACACGUACAGAAAACUGCAAACUGAAGUAAAGUUUUGGUGUUUAGGACUGUAUGUGUAAUUGGUGUGUGUAUCAAAAAAAAAUAUGCAUGUAACUGAGUGUAGAUGCAUGUUUAUAAGAUAAAAUUUACAUUUAAAGUUUUAAAAUGGGUUGUAUCGAAAAAUUUUCGUAGGUGAUAUUUACUACUAUAACUGUUUGAUGAGAAUCCCUAGUAGAUUAUCUACUUGACUGUAUUCUCUGUAUGUAUUGUCUUGUGUAAAUACGUCGACUUGUAAACUUUGAUCGACUUGAAGGGAUGUAUUAAUUUGUAUCAUUGUGCCUUUUGUUUCAUGUAGUCGUAUGGUGAAUAUUAAAAAUUUGUAUUAUUGUAUUAACAUCCUAUAAUCUGUAAAUCAGUAGAAAAUCAUAAAUUAUUUAGGUGUAUAUGCCUCCAGUAACUAAAAAUAUUGUGAAGAGAAGCGUAAUACCAACCAGAAAAAGUGUAAUAUUAAAAUAAAAUUGUUGUGGCUUGGUUAUUACCUAAAUAAAUGUACUAGUUUAUUUUUUAAUUCAAUUUUAUAGAAAAAAACUUUUAGUGAUUCAAACUGAAUGUCUUUCACGAUAAACUUUUUAAAUUUAGUAUUAAAAUAUUUUAGUGUUGUCAUUUAAGAAUUUGAGAUUUUUUUUAAGUAGUUUGUAAAUACGAACAUGUUUUUAUCAGUGAGCAAGACAAAUUGUAUGUUACGUACUGAAUUUUAAAGUGUUUAUUGGGGCCAUCAUUUACUGCUAAAUGAGCUACAAAUUAAUAUUUCCUACUUAUCGUAGGGGCUGUGUGAUAGUCUGGGGUGAGCUUGGCAGUUACGAUAGAUACUCGCUCUCGUACUGUUGAUUGUGCUCACGAUUGUCCGAAGUUCUUUCAGUUGAGAUAACCGUUUGUUUCACAGUGUCGCGGGGCACGUAUGGGGAACGAUGAGCGAGUCAGUAUGGUUGACGUCCUGACCUGUGCGAAUGUGGAAAAAAAAAACUGUUUUAUAGGACUGUGAAAAUGCCCUCGAAAAAAAUAUUAUGAUUAAUUUUUGUUAUAUUUCAGAAACUCAUUACAUGUAUGCUGUUUUUCGAAGAAAAUGGCUUAGGACUUCAUGAGCUAUUUUUCUCUCCUCUGAAAUAGCAAUACAUUUUGAAAUUAAUGACGGCGGCUGUGUAAGAUUUCUUUACAUCUGAACCACUUUACUUUUUUGAAAAAUGUAUCUGCGUGAAAGUUUGAUUGGAUUUUCUUACGUACAAGAUCCCUAUCCGGUGCCUCUUUCUCAUUGUAGCCUUCUUCUCCAUGAAGACAUUUAGUUGUAAAGAACCAGAUUUUAAAUGAAUAAGAUAAAACAUUUUAUUUUUGUGUUAGUCGGUCAUUUGCGGAUGAUGUUUUGUGUUUCGUCGAGAGCAAGACACUGGACCAAGUUGUGUUGGCAGCAUUGAGCUUGGCAUUAGCUUUGUUGCCUCCUGGAUGCGUGGAAGGGGAGGCCAGGACUGCUCUGUGCUAAUGGUCAGCUCUGUCAGUGUUACCAGCUAUCGAACAUCGCACUUACCACCGCGGCAGCUCGUCGCACAGAAACUACAUUGUGGUCAUACGUUUCAGAUGCCUUAAAAAUGUUCAUUUGAAUAGCCUGUAAUCUCUUAUGCACAGAAUAUCGAUGGGUGAGAGUGUGGGCAUUCCUUGAGGACUCAAGGCAGCCAUUUUGUUCUGUCCUUCUACUUUGUGGUGUAUUCGGCUGACUUGUUCUGGCAGUGCUGCCCCCCUUCCUUCCAUCAGCAAUAAACUUAUCAUACUUAAAUUUUUUUUUGCAUCUGUGUACGAUAUAUGUAAAAUUUUUUGUUGAUCAGAUCCCAUAUGAUUGUUGAUCAGAUCCCAUAUGAUUGUUGAUAAUGAGUAAAAUUGAAGUAUAGUAUACAGUAUACAUUCUAUAGUUAUUUUUUUUCUAUUGACCGUAUAAUUUACACUUUUAGUAGUCUGCAAAACAAUUUGUCGACUCAUCCUGCACCCCCGAGAUCUGUCCCUGGAAAGAGCCCCAAUGAAAGCUUAAGGGCCUCGCCUGCCCUGGCACUUGCAUUACACUUUUAUCUUCAUUUCUCCGCCAUUCACCGCUCGAAUUUCACAGUUGUCCUGUGAUGAUGAGAAAACUGCGUGCCAGUCCAGAGGCGACACCGCGCUAGAACCACAAGCGAGUGUCGCACUCAUCAUCCCGCCUCACCGACACAGAUACAUCCCUGACGAGGCGGGCCCCUUAAUAAUUAGUCUUGGUUAUUGCUGAUGUAGUGGUCGCUCGUAGAGAGCCCGGCUCUUAGUGUGCACAGCCGAGUCGCGACAGUUCUCAGGUCAGUGUUAAUAAUAAUUACCUAGUUUGAUGCAACCAAGCAAAAGUUAAAAUAUCACUGCUCAUUGACCAAAUAUUCAAAAAUACUGAAUGCAGAAAAUCCAUCUUUUUUCUGUGGCCGUCCCGUUCUUGUUUGCCUGUUCACACCUCCGUCCAGCGCUUGCGCCCCACGUGCGUGCCCGUUCGUUUGUUCAGUUGUUCAGUUGUUCAUUCAGCUUGGUGUUGUUGUUGAUCUACUGCAUUAUGCCUUUGCUGCCGUUGCGUUUCAGGAAGCUGCACACGGAUGGUUAAAAACAUGUUUGUUAUCGUUAACUAAGCUGUCGGAUUGUACGGCCAUUUUUGAUCAUGCUUGCAAAGAUCUUGUCUAGACCUGUAGUUAUAAAUUUUAUGUGUUUUCCUUUAUUGAUUUUUGUUAAUUGAGGAAAUGACAAAUUUAAAAAUAUCCAAUAAUUUUCUUGUAAACAUUAUGUUUAAAAUUGUUCUAAUGUAUACAUAUUGUAGUGGUAUUUGUGAUUUUAAGAGCACAUUGUUUAUAUAAGACUGGCAGUUUCUUCAGCAAUAAAGUGCUCCACUUGGUUUUCUAGACGCUGGUGGUUGACAGAUUUUUGCUCCCAAAGUUUUGAAAAUCAAGCAAAACUGUGCCUGAGGUCAUAAAACCAGCUUUCAAUUGAAUUUCUUUUUUUUCAGAGACACUCUUAACACAUGUUUAGUGGAAAUAAACUUGUACAAAGUAAAAUAAUUUGUUCUAGCAUGUAAUGAUAUUGCUGGAUUCCCUGUGAUUUUUAUGUGCCCUGAAUUCAGAAUAAUUUGAGAGGUGAGGUAACAAUACUUCUCGAGUUUAGUCAUUAUAUUCGAAGGGGCAUCCUUAUUUUUGUUCGUAAAUUUUUGCGAUGUGAUGAAAUAAGGUUGCACCCGACAGAAGUGCUGUGUUAAUGGCUUGAGAUUUAUAAAAGAGAUUUGUAGGAAGCAAACCUGACAUUCAGAUUGUUUUUUUUAUUUAUUUUUUUUAUUUUUAUUUUAUUUUAUUUUAUUUUAAAUGUGGUGUUGCCUUCACGCUGGCAAUAUUGCAAUUUGUGUUCACAUUUGUUUUCUGUAAGUUGGAUGUUUGUGUUUUAGUGCGUGGUUCCCAAACAUUUAUUCACGAGUUCCUUCAAUGUUCUAAUUUUUGUACUUGCACUAGCUCACCAAUUCACCUCGUUUAGCUGUAGUGAAGUUCUUGGACUCUUGUGGCCUAUGGUUCCAGGUGUGUUCAAUUUGUAGAAUGCACCGAGGUUCUGAUUGGCCCUGCAAUAACCAAUAGUUGGAGACUGCUCUUGCAAGCCGCUCUGGUGGAAGAGAGAGAUAAUUUUAACCGGUUUUUUUUAACCAGAUUUCCAAAAGUGUUUACUUAUCAAUAGCACUGCUUUGCAAGUACUGAAAAUGUUUACAGUAUAAUAAGAAAACACUUCAGACAUUAUUUUUUUAUUUAUUUUUAUUUUUUUGUAACAGGAUCUCUUUUUAUGAUUGUAUAUUUGUGUGUGUAUGAAAUUUUGGGAAUCGCCACUCCCAGGGCCGCUGGUUUUUUGAAAGAAAAGUUACGUUUUGUUUAAGUUUGUUUGUUGGAUAGAGGAACCGAAAUUCAGAGGGAAUGAUAUUGCUGACUUCAUGUUGUGACAUUAAAAGUCAAUUUUUAGAGUUAGUCAAUACAUAAAAUUUCCUGGGCAUAUUGCUUGUUAAGCCGCCAUGUCAUUCUGGAGAUACAUGUUUGAAACUUGCACACAAUUUGAUUAGCCCAAAUUACAUUUUAAGAGAAAAAUUAUUGUUGGGUGUUUGAAAUACUGUCAAUAUUUGCACGUACAUGAUGUAGUUUUUAAACUUUGUAUUUUCUACAUUAAUGUUUUCACUUUGUGUAUAGAGAUAAAACUCUUUAUUUUUUCAGUGUAAUUUAAUGAUAUUUAAAAUAGGGUUAACUUUAGAUCAAUAAGUAAACAUUUCUAAUGAACUUGCAUACUUUGUUACAAGACCACAGGGUAAUACUUAGCUUAGGAUUUUACAUGUGAGGAGGUUCCAGUGUUGGUUGAUGUGGGUUUAAACAAGAGUUUGGCUGUCGGUCAGAGGGCUCGGAGAAAGUUGGACAAUCUUAUUCUACUUGUUGUGUAUUUUGAAUCUAGUUGUGGAAUGUCUUGGGCAGUUUACAUGUCCAUAUGAGUUGACGCAUGUGCCACCAACGCUCUCGGUGUCUGCCAUCCUGCCUGGCGCUGCUCUAGAGACAGUGUGUCUCGCCGGACGGCGAUGCCUGCGAGGGAACGGCACGUGUUUGCCCGUAGCGAGUUUCCCGGUGUGUUGCGUCCCUACUGUCCGAGUGUCGAGCUGCAUCAGCUCUUGUGGUUGCACCGGAGCUUGAUCCGAGAGUCGAGGACUUUGUCUCGUGCCUUGGUACGACGCGAGCCCAGCGCGGCUCAGCAGCUUCUGCUCACGUUCAGGAAAUAAGAUCACCUUCGUCAGUAACUUGUGUCGCAAGGUUUCCUGCCGUGUUCUUAGUGUCGGACAUGCAUCGAGUUCCCUCCUUCCGUCCCGCCUCUGGGACUCGCAGUUUGAUCUGCAAGACUUUAAAUGUUGGUUUUGAUUGGUGGGUUGUUUUGAACUAAUCUCAGUUGUGCACCGAUUGUUUCGACUGUUGCGAGACCUGUCUCUUGAGUUGCGGACGGGGCCGGCGAUGCGGAGUGUCGUGUGUGCAUCUUAGUGGGCUUUACUGUCUGCUGUCAGCGUUGUCCUGGUUUCAGUGUGCCCUGUUGCCUGAUAUAAGCAUAGAGCAGAAAAGUUUUGGACACAACUUCAUAAUGUAAUGAAAAAUAUUAAGAAUAUACAAAAAUAAAUGUUUAAAAGGAAAAUUAAUUUGGAAUUACAUUUUAUUGUCACAUUUCAUCAAGAGCUUCAUCUGAUAAGAAUCAAUUCUUACUUUUAAGAAAAACCUGUUUUUGCCACUAAAUAUUUUCAUAUAAUUUAAUAUUUAAAAUUUUUUGCUUUGUUCAAACAUAGUACAUAAUUAAAGGAAUGUCUUGUUAAUAGUAGUGACCAACUGUUACUAACAGUUUCUCUUGUAAAAUAAUAAUAAUAAUUGGUGUUUAGAAUUGAUAUUUUUUUCUUUCAGAAUGUUUACAAUUGUAAUGAUACUGUCAAGACACUAUUUUUUGGUCUUGGGAAAAAUCAACUAAUAUUAAAAUUAAAAAGAAAAUAUAAAACUCCUUGGUAAUUAUUGCUUGUGUACACUAUAAGAACUGUAAUGUUAACAAGCUGGGUAGAAUCAGUCUGGCAACGUGGGGCCGUCUCGAGUGUGAGAUGCACCGUGCCUAGCGUCGCCAGUCACGGUCGUCACUGCUGCGUCCGAAACACCUGGAUGUUAGCGUCAAGCACUUGUCUUCCCCGCGGCCUUCGUUUCCUGGUCGUGGGCUGCUUGCAGCAUCCCCCGACCGACAUCAACACAUUUCAUGACCGAGGCAUUACCAUCAAGGUUUCCCACAAGCAUAAUCUUGUAAACAUUUGUAUGAAAUUUGCGUGAUGUUAAAUAUUAUGUGUAGGUUUUGUAAGAUUAUGCCAAGAAUAAAGAUUUUUUUUUUUUGGUGCUUAAAGGUGCCAUUUCUGUGACGGUAAAUGGCUAGGUAACGUGGGAUUUGUUGAAUUUUAUUAUGUAAAAAUAUAAGUUAGUUGUAGAAUUUGUGUAGAUGUUAAUGCUUCAUAGUGGUAUGUGCCCUUGUUUAUAAAUAAAUUUUUCAAUAACCAUGACAGUUUCAGCAAGAUUAUGAUUUUAUGGUUACUGUGUUCAGUAUUUUUGUGUAACAAACGCCUUCAUUUUAGCCGCUAUUAUAAAUGGUUGUGUGUUUUUAUUUUUAUUUUUUUAAAUUUGAGUGCACACAAACUCUGGGUGUAAUUUCAUUACGCUCAUAUGUUCUCAGGGUCUAUAAUGUCUCAAUCUUCAGAGGGUUGCAAAUUCACAUAGCAGCUGAUUGGAAAACUCGCAAGUCUCACUUCGGAAUGCUGGACUCGAACUGACAUCUGGGCUACACUUGCCACGUGUGAGACUGGGUAAUAUGGCUCGUGUGUUCCACGGGAGCGUCCAUCCUAACCAGAACAUCUCUCGCAUUCAUCACCCCACACCUCAGCUUGAAUUAUAAUUUCAGCGAGCCUGAUAAGCCUUUUUGCUACAAUGCGUACUUAUUUAGCUUUCUUCAAAAUGAAUGCAUAUUGAUCUGUGUUAUUAAUUUUUUUACUUUCCUUAUGUGAGUAGCUGGUGUUUGCACUGACCGUCGAGGUGAUGUGGCGACACUUGCUGACCGCGCCUGCCUGGGGCACGGAGCUUUGCGCACACGGCAGACCAGACAGUCUCGGUCUUAAUCCAGUUAACUAUUUUAUCUCAUGCAUUGAUUUUGUUCUAAUUUAUUUGUGUUUGUUAUUGUUUUAUAUAGUUUAUGUAUGUUUUGUUGAUUUUUUGCUGUUUUCCUCUUGUGCAAUAAGUAACUCUUGUCCUAUGACAGAAUCUACAGCUUCAAGCAGGUUUCAAGUUUAGUUUGCUUGUUUUUGUGAUGAAUGUAUGUAACAGUCUGAUAUGUUUGAAAGCGUGCACGGUUUAUCUCCAGAAAGAUGUGCGACGUUGGAAUACUUUGUAGUGCUUUCGGGGGAAAAGGGGUAAUUUUUAAGGUGUAUUUUUCUUCAGUAUUUUUGUUCAAGAUGAAAAUUAUGUGCCUAAAAUAGUGUAGGUUUUCAAACCAGGGAUUUAAUACAAGCCAUUGGGUGGAUAAAGUUGGCAAGAAAAACUGUACAUUGUCAGAAAAAAUGUUUUUUCGUUGGCCACGUGCGUGUUGGUACGAAUACUCGUUUAUGCGGCAAGUUCUUCCACACUUGUAAAACUUUGUGAUAUGUUGUUUUUAAUUUGUUGUUCCAUGUACCAUAUAUUGUGCCUUUUUAAUCACAGUUGUUUUUGUGUCCAUGAUUGUUACGUUGGAUUGUGUGUGACGGGUGAUGAGGUGAAACUAUGUACCAAUAUUAAUUUUUCAUGUUCACUAGUAAUCAUUUUCAAUGAAAAAUAUACAGGAAUGUAAUAAAA